Molecule: messenger RNA, 1313 nt
Organism: Cephus cinctus (wheat stem sawfly)
Lineage: Eukaryota; Metazoa; Arthropoda; Insecta; Hymenoptera; Cephidae
Product: syntaxin-1B
Exons: 9
Coding region: 372-1259 (295 amino acids)
Biological process (GO): exocytosis; vesicle fusion; intracellular protein transport
Cellular component (GO): plasma membrane; endomembrane system; SNARE complex
Molecular function (GO): SNARE binding; SNAP receptor activity
Source: RefSeq, a predicted model, not a curated record
UAAAAAAAAAUGACGGCAAAUGAAGACGCACACACCUAAUUGAUCUUAACUCUGGCCUUGCUAUCCAGCUGCUACAAAGUGCCUAUUUCCUACUCCAUUUCAGAUGCAAAGCACCUUCUGCCCAAUGAGGACGAGUUUACCGCAGAACUGUGUAGAGUCUGAAAUUCGCGUACGAUUCUCUCACGUACCGAUCAAGAAUUUACCGACUGUUAUUAAUUCAGCGAGUACAUCAUCGAUUACUGUGAAGUGUAAACGUCAUGAGUAACUUUAUCAAAUAUCUACAUUGUGCUGAUAAGACUGAUAACAACGAGCACACUUUACACGGUGAAGGAUGCUUAGUUUCGAGUUGAAUUUCAGACACUACUGUGAUCAUGAUUCGAGAUCGGAUGCCAGACUUAUGUGCCACUCGGAGAAGCGGUUCGUUUGGACGAGGAUUUCUUCAAGAUGUUCAUAUUCAUAUGUCUCAGAAUAAAAAGCUGAGCAAAGUUCUUGAAGAAGUCGAAGAAAUACGGAGCUUGAUUCAGCUUAUCGUCGAAAAUAUAAGUAUUAUUAAGGACUUGCACAACAAUGUUCUUACGCAUAACAAUCGGGAAAUUCAGGGCGAGUUGGAAAGUCGCACGUUCACCGUUUCUCAAACAUCAUUUCGCGUGCGAGCAAUGUUAAAAGAUAUGGGAAAAGAGAUUUCGGCAAUUGAUGAUCUCACUGUGGAAAGUGCAAGAGAAGGACCAGCUUAUGCGAGAAUUAGAGUUUUACAAUAUACAACAAUGACUCGACUAUUUAGUGAAGUUAUGCAAGAAUACAAUGAGUCCCUAAUGAAGUAUCAUGAUAAGUGUUCGUCCCUUUUACAACGUCAAGGGACCCUGACGAGAAAAGAUAUCACUAGUGUGGAAUUAGAUGAGAUGAUGAAUACACAGGAAAGAAAUUUGUUUGUGGACAAUAUUCUUGAAGAUAGUAGACUAGUUAAGCAGCAGCUCUCGGAUAUACAAUCAAGACACAACGAUAUUAUUAAAUUGGAAAAAUCUCUCAUAGAAGUGCGCGAUAUGUUCACGGAAAUGGCAUUUCUAGUGGAAAAGCAAGGCGAUCAGUUAAAUUGUGUUGAAUAUUUUGCUGGGAAAGCUACACAUAAUAUUGACGGUGGACGUAAUGAGAUCCAUCGAGCAGAAAAGAAAAGUCACAAAUGGAGAAAGCGGAAAAUCAAAUUUAUUAUAAUUAUCGUUACAAUUAUUGUCAUUCUCUUGCUAAUAGCUAUUUUCUUUUAAAAUUAGACGUCUCAUGUACAUGCAAAAUAAACGAUUGUUAUUACAUAAAAAUAA